This is a messenger RNA of Cryptotermes secundus, 2444 nucleotides long. RefSeq lists its product as uncharacterized. The transcript has 5 exons. Bases 741 to 1661 code for a protein of 306 amino acids. NCBI's taxonomy places the organism in Eukaryota, Metazoa, Arthropoda, Insecta, Blattodea, Kalotermitidae. The record is from RefSeq and is a predicted model, not a curated record.
CGUGUCCGUUGUAUGCUCAAGGGCAGCCUGGUUACCAAAUAAUUUUUGCCCAAGUUUUUAUUAUAUUUACUGUUACCAGUUUAUGAUAUGAUGACAGACGCGGGGCAAACACUAUGUAGUUAGGGUUCUGUAUAACAGUCAAUGUUUACAAACUUCAAAUACACAGAAGGUGUUUUUAAGAGUAGGUCAUGUGUACUUACCUGCAAUAUUCCUGAAUUUUAUAAAAUACGUAAUUUGGAACGCUCGUUCUAUUGUCAUAGAAUGUAAGGUAAAGUUGGCCUGUAAUUAAGCAUGACCCCAUUCCUAUACUAGUAUCAAAUGGAGAGAUGAGCAGUUAGCUAAAUAUGCCAGCUGAUUUGCCAGCAAGAGCAAAGGGAACCCAGUGGCUAGGAGGUUGGGUGAGUCCCAGAACUGGUCUGAAUGUGUGUAGAAGGAAAGAAUCUCUUGCUGUGCUGAGAAUUGAAACCCAGUUCUUUGCCAUUGUCUGUCCCAACUGAUAUCUUGGUUCCCUACAAUAUCUACUUGCUACUGCAGGGUUUUCUAACUUAAUGAUAUUGUGGCUCCCCCAAAAUAAUGCGUAAAUUUACAUAACUCCACCUCUGCUCAUCAGCAAACACUGCAGUUCUACACUCUCUUGCAGGUCCAUAUCAGGCUGUGCGGUGGUAGGAACCUAAAUAAGCUUUGCAGCCUCUGCAUACCCACACAGGGGUAUUUAGUCAUAUAACCAUUACUUGGACAUAAUGAAUUAUAACCAAACACCUCGAAAAAGAUGGCAUGAAGCUCCCAGCCAUGGCAUAACUGAAGCACUAACAGAAGAACAAGAAAUCAAGAUAUUUUCCAAACAGAUGUUAAUAAACAGACUCUUCCUAGGCCAUUAUCAAGAACGACGUUUUGUGGAAUCCAUAGGAUCCUACAGAGAUGUGGUAUUCAUUACUGCAACAGAAUAUGAAUUGAAAAAAGAUUUGGAUACUGUCAUGCAGAGGCUUAAGGAUUUCUGUGAGUUCUCAGAGAUGUGGGUGGGAAUUACAGGCCCUGAUUGUGUUGGGGCUCCAGCUGGAUAUGCUGUAUGGGUCAAGUUACAUAACUUAGCAUUUGGGCGGUACUGGUUUCAGAUCAAAAAAGUCAAAUUUGUUGAUGACAGAGAAAUGAUCCUUCAUCUGAAAUGUAUAAGACCUGCCGAUGCUGAAUCUGUCAGUGAAUCAAGAAAGGUUUUUGAAACACCUGACAGUGCUCCUGAACCUACUCCAGCAAAUGAUGAUACCAUCAACUAUGACAAAGUGAAGCAAAAAGGGAAAAAGUUUUUAGAAGAUAUCACAACGAAUUUGGCGUCUGUUUUCACAGUUCAUAACAUCAAAGAGGCUAUCACUUUCAUGUUUGUGUUCAUUGUAACAUGCGUGACUGGCAUGUUCUAUCUUGUGCGGUAUGUUGGAGAUUACUCUAUCAAGUUCAUGAGGGAGUUCUCUUAUUUUAUACAGGCCAAUACACCGAUAUUCCUAGCUGUUAUUGAUUUAUGGGGUAAGUGUAUAGGUGGCUUGUAUCUCUUGAUUGCUAUGUUAUGGAGGGGUUCGAAGGUUCAGCCCCCUCCUGAUGUAAACUGGGGACCCCAUCAUAGAGCUUUACCAGCUCCUCGUAACAUGCAAUUUAGUUAUAGGAAGUAUUGAUACUUUUCCUGUUUAAUUUUCGUGUCUAUGAUUGACAUUUUUCUGCAGUAAUGCCUGUAAUUGAAGCAUUUAUUUUUACUUAAUGUACCUAUUUGUGAGAAAGUACUGUGAUAAUGAAGUGAUAGAACUUGUAAUGAAGCAUUUUGGAAUUCUGCCUGUCUGUGCACUUUGCUAAUGUGUGAAUAGUUGAUGGAUUUUAUUCAUAUUCGAGAGCUGAUCUAUCAUUCAUUGGUCGGGGUCCUUAAGAGCAGCCCCCAAACCCAAAAUUAGGAUAUUCCCCAAAAUGUCUGUGAUUUUGAUUACAUUUCAGUAACUGAGACCAGCUCUCUAAAUAAAACUGUAUAGGUUGUAUCUUCAGGAAAGUAAUGGUAUGCCCUCAGACAGCCCAACGUGAAAUGUCAAUUUUCUUGAAAAUAGGAAGGCUGUGAUCAUUGACAUUUAUGUGAGAAACAAUAUGCAGUGUCUUUAGACCAAUUAUUAUAGAAAGUGGUGAGCAUGUUAUAAUAUUGCAUUUUGACCAUUAUGUAGUUGUUUAUUUUUUGUCAUUGCCUAGAAACAGAUUACAUGCCACAAUAUUAAUUUGUACUUUUUGUUAUCACGGUGCAUUACAUUUCAUCAGUUGUAUAUUAUGGAUUUAUUUGAACUUUAUGAUGCAUUUUUAGAAUGCAUCAGUGAGCAAUGUCAGUAAUAUGGUAACUUUACUUACCACUGUACUGAUGCCAUGUUAUUCACUUGAGUGUAAUGCUGCUUUUAUAUUAGUAAUAAAACUAUUGAAGCAACAUC